This is a messenger RNA of Prosopis cineraria, 1413 nucleotides long. RefSeq lists its product as uncharacterized. The coding region runs from base 1 to 1413 and encodes 470 amino acids. The transcript has a single exon. Gene Ontology annotation, molecular function: DNA helicase activity. Gene Ontology annotation, biological process: telomere maintenance; DNA repair. Lineage: Eukaryota; Viridiplantae; Streptophyta; Magnoliopsida; Fabales; Fabaceae. The record is from RefSeq and is a predicted model, not a curated record.
AUGUCUUCCAUUAGCACUUCAUCACAAGGAUUCUUCUUUGUCUAUGGUUAUGGUGGGACUAGGAAAACAUUCCUUUGGAAUGCAUUAAUCACAACAAUUCGUGCCAAAGGGCAAAUUGUUUUAGCUGUCGCAUCCAGUGCUAUUGCAGCAACACUAUUACCUUCAGGAAGAACAGCUCACUCUCGAUUUGCGAUUCCAAUUGAGAUUAAUGAAGACUCCACAUGUAAUAUCAAGCACAAUUCACCACUUGCUAACCUUCUAAGAGAAACAACUUUGAUUAUAUGGGAUGAAGCACCAAUGAUCAAACGACAUUGCAUUGAAGCCUUUGAUAGAUCAUUAAGAGACAUUAUGUUCAUUGAUGAACCAUUUGGAGGCAAAUGUGUUGUUAUGGGAGGUGAUUUUCGACAAAUAUUACCAGUUAUUCUAAAAGGAGCCAGAGCUGAUAUUGUGAAUGCCUCUAUUAACUCUUCAUACUUGUGGAAUAGUUGCACAAUCUUCAAACUCACAAAAAACAUGCGCCUUUCUACUGCUUUGACACUUGAAACAACUGCAGAAAUUAAUCAGUUUGCCAAUUGGUUACUUGAUGUUGGUGACGGAAAUUUUUCACUUUCUAAUGAUGGCAUGGCAGAGAUAGAAAUUCCUCCUGAGUUGUUAAUUACAAAAUACUAUAAUCCCCUCGAAGCUAUAGUCAAUUCCACUUAUCCAGAUUUGCUCCAACACUUAUCUGACUCCAAAUACUUCAAUGAUAGGGCAAUUUUAGCUCCUACAAUAGAAACUGUGAAUCAGUUGAAUGAUUAUAUGUGCUCAUUAUUGCCUGGUCAAUCAGUCGACUACUUCAGUGCAGAUUCAGUUCCAAAAACAGAACAGGAUAAUGACUCCAUUGAUGACUUAUACACAACUGAAUUUCUCAAUACAAUCAAUUGCUCUGGCUUACCUCCACAUAAACUCACUUUAAAGAUUGGCACACCGGUUAUGCUUCUACGAAAUAUAGAUCAAGCGAGUGGAUUAUGCAAUAGAACUCGGCUACGAAUCACAUUCCUUGGGAAGCAUGUCUUGAAAGCAACAACACUCAAUGGAACAAAUGCCAAUAAUGAGGUGCUACUCCAUCGGAUGGACAUGAAUCCUUCAGAGACAAAAUUACCAUUUCUUAUGCAGCGAAGGCAAUUUCCAAUCAUACUGUCAUUUGCUAUGAUAAUAAAUAAAAGCCAAGGACAGUCCUUACAACAUGUUGGACUCUACCUACCAAAGCCAGUCUUCUCUUAUGGUCAACUAUAUGUUGCACUCUCAAGGGUGAAAUCUAGGAAAGGACUACAUAUUCUCAUUCAUGAUUCAAAUCAGCAACCAAGAUCAAGCACUUUAAAUGUUGUUUUUAAGGAGAUAUUCUGCAAUUUAGAUUCUAAAUCCUUCUCUUGA